GGAGGAGCUGAAAGCCCGGCUUGUUCGUCACCAUGUCGGGAUCCAGAGACCCAAAUCUGCUAGCUCAGACGAUCGGCUCGAACAUCCACAGCAUAACGCAGCACACCUCUGAAAUCAAGAGAAUAGUGACCCAACUCGGAACAGACAAGGACACACCAGAUCUCCGACAGAGACUGCAGCAGAAACAGCAGCACGUGAACCAGCUCGCUAAAGAAAUGUAUAAGUGCAUGAAGGAGUUCACCUCUUUACCCGUCGCAGCUGAUCAGUGCCAAAGAAAGAUACAGCGAGAACGGCUUGUGAACAACUUCUCCAACGCGCUGGCAAUUUUCCAGAAAGUCCAAAGACAGGCAGCGGAGAAGCAGAAAGAGUUUGUGGCCAGAGUUCGCGCCAGCUCAAGAGUUUCGGGUGGCUUUGCUGAUGACACAGUUGGAGGACGUGCUUCGCCUUUUGAGAGUGAGAGCCAAGCUCAGAAACAGAGUUUUGAGGAUGGCAUCACUGAAGAAGAUAUGCAUCUCAUUCACGAGAGAGAGACAGCCAUUAGGCAGCUGGAGUCGGAUAUCACUGACAUCAAUGAAAUCUUCAAAGACCUAGCAGUUAUGGUGCAUGAGCAGGGAGACAUGAUUGACAGCAUAGAGGCCAAUGUAAAAAACGCUGAGGUGAAUGUGCAGUCUGCCACGCAGCAGCUGGCCAGGGCUGCCACUUACCAGCAAAAAUCUCGCAAGAAAAUCUGCAUCCUUAUCGUCGUACUGGUGGUGCUGGCUGUGAUCGUGGGCCUCAUCAUCUGGGGCUCGAUCAAAAGAUAAGAAGUCUCGCUCACCUGGAUCCUCGCAGGUGACUACUGACA
Molecule: messenger RNA, 844 nt
Organism: Pygocentrus nattereri (red-bellied piranha)
Lineage: Eukaryota; Metazoa; Chordata; Actinopteri; Characiformes; Serrasalmidae
Product: syntaxin-7-like
Exons: 1
Coding region: 33-803 (256 amino acids)
Biological process (GO): vesicle fusion; intracellular protein transport; vesicle-mediated transport
Cellular component (GO): synaptic vesicle; membrane; endomembrane system
Molecular function (GO): SNAP receptor activity; SNARE binding
Source: RefSeq, a predicted model, not a curated record